AUUCCAUAGAAAAUCUUUUUGAACCAUAUAGAAAAGCCGCUCUCCCGUCGUCUCUCACUCUCUCAGUUCACACUCUCAACAUCAAUACAAACGAUUAACAUAAAAAGCAUCUCCUCCUUUUACUUUUGAUCGAUCAUGUCCUUUUUGCGACGCUAAACAAAAGGUGUUCUCUACCAACUCUUCGCAAAGGAGUUGAAGUGACUGAAUUAAGGAUCCGAGACUCCUCCACCCUUCUGUGUUCUGCCCCUUCCCGUUGGGUACUGGAGCCUUAAUCUGUGCAGACAGAUGCACCUUCAUGAAUUUCAAGCUAAAUCUGAAAGCAUUGACCUGAAGAUUACUGCAAUCAAGCUGAUUGUCGAGUGGAUUUGAUGCAGACGACGUACGCCAUGGAUCCACAGAGCCAAAACACAUCAUUGCAACGGCUUCAAAAUGUUGAAAAGAGAAUAGUUAGGGUAUUGGAGUUAGCUGGCAGCGUAAUGGACGAACUGGCAAACCCUAGCAGUCCAAGAAAGGAGCUUGUUAAUAGUCACUGCAGUGAAUUUAUGCAAUUGAUCAAGGACAUCCAAGUGACACUGCGAGAAGAAAUCAAAAGUGCCUGUGAGUAUCGUCCUUUUGAGAAGUGUGACUACGUUCCAAGAAUAUCUAACGAGAUCUGUUGCAAGAAACUGGAACAUGUCAUUGCACAGUUAGACGAAAUGAAGCAUACAAUUGAAGGGUAUCAUGCUGCAGUUUGAAACUCUGUAUGUUUUAGCAUUCACCACUAGGUUGCUUUUAUAGGAUUCCUGUUAUUUGAGGUUAGGAUAAUGGAUUUAGUUGGUCUGCAAGGACAUUUGAUUAGCUCUGAAUGUACGCUCGUGGCAAGUAGAUUUCCUAUUCGCUUCUUCAGUAAGAUUAGGGUCGACGUAAACAAAUUGUAUUACAGAGCUUUGUAUAUAUUUUUGCGUUAAAAAUGCUUGGUAUGAAACACUUCCAGAAUCUGUUGUGCAACAACGGUUAGCCUUAGAUUACUACA
Coffea eugenioides is the source of this 1012-nucleotide messenger RNA. Its product is annotated as mediator of RNA polymerase II transcription subunit 11. The record is from RefSeq and is a predicted model, not a curated record. NCBI's taxonomy places the organism in Eukaryota, Viridiplantae, Streptophyta, Magnoliopsida, Gentianales, Rubiaceae. Gene Ontology annotation, cellular component: mediator complex. Gene Ontology annotation, molecular function: transcription coregulator activity. Gene Ontology annotation, biological process: regulation of transcription by RNA polymerase II. The transcript has 5 exons. The coding region runs from base 369 to 734 and encodes 121 amino acids.